Molecule: messenger RNA, 9617 nt
Organism: Mirounga angustirostris (Northern elephant seal)
Lineage: Eukaryota; Metazoa; Chordata; Mammalia; Carnivora; Phocidae
Gene: LRRC36
Product: leucine rich repeat containing 36
Exons: 15
Coding region: 7206-9617 (803 amino acids)
Molecular function (GO): protein binding
Source: RefSeq, a predicted model, not a curated record
GGGUCUGAGGCUGAGGGGAGAAAACUGAGGUAGAGGUGGGGGAACCUGAGGUAGACGCGGCGGAAUGGCGGCGGAGGAGCGGUCCCUGAGAUGGAGAAGGGGUUACUGAGGCAGAAGAGUCACACUGAGGUGAAGGUGAACGACGUGAAGUAGCCUGAGAGUCUGGGGAGGAGGGCGAGGAAUGGAGGGAGACGAACGGAGUCUGAAGUGGAGGAGAAAGUGGAUUAACGGGACACUGCGGCCGGAAACAGAACUGGACAGAGUCUGAGCUAGGGGAAGGAAACGGAGCCCCAAGAGGGGCAUUGGCGGGAGAAGGGACGUGCUGAGAAGCGCCUUUGAGGUGGCGGUGCUCUUGCGGAAGGCACGAAGGGCGUUCGUUUUGGCAUUUUCUGAAAUUUCAGACCCAGGAGGGUUUUUCCUGUUUGGGGUAAAAUGGGAAAGGAUGUUCCCUUAUCAGUCCCUCUCUUCGUUUAGUCUCCGCCUCAAGAACUUGGCCAUUUCUUUGAUCCGUCCGGAUGUGUGGCUUCCUUUUAAGAGACCCUCAGAAAGGGGCCUCAGUUGUGAAAGCAAUAGCAAGCCGCGAGCUGGUCUCUCAAGGCGCUGGAGAGAACUGGCUGAGCCACUGCUGACCCCAACUUUGACCUGGGCUCUGAUUCACAGAGCUUGUUUUCUGAGUUUCUAAGGAGUAGACAAGUUGGGAAAGUUUUAUCAGCAUUCCUAACUCAGCUUUUACCCUUAUUAAAUUUACUCUAUCCUUAAUGCCGGGCCCUGUGUUAAAUGCUUACCCCCCACCCCGCAAUAUUUAAUCCCCAUAACAGGCCUGUAAAGCAGAUGCUGUUAUUGUGCCUAUUUUACAGAUGGGUUAAAGUUUAGUCUCCUGCCCAAAGUGACACAGCCAGGGUUUAUUAACCCAGGACUCUUGAGUUCAGAGCCUGUGCUCUAACCUUUACAAAAAGUUGCCUUUCUUGCUUCUUCUAGUACUAUUUAUUUGUGGGAUAUGAAAUAAUUGGUUUUAUUUUGUUUAAAAAUUAUUAUUUAAAAUUUAUAAAAACUAGUGCAUGCUAGUAACAAACAUUACAUGAAUGAAGAGGUUAUUAAUCUUUCCUUCCUCUGGAAAUCUCUCCACCCCCAACCAAAGGUAGUGGUGUGGUGUGUAUAUGAAUAGACUGCAGGUAUUUCAGGUUUGUUUUUUCUUUUUCAAACUACUUUGAGCUCUCCUGUUUUACAAGUUAGCUAAGAAAAGCUUUAUUGGUUUGACACACUUUUGUACUUUUUUUGCCUUUAAAAAAAUGUUGAUUUAGUUUUAUUUGGUUGGGGGUGGGGCAUAUACUCCUUACAUUCUCCAGCUAUAAUGGCACAUGGCAGAUUUUUUUUGCUUGUUUUUGUUUCCUUGUUUUAUUACAGUUGUCUGAAUAACAAAAUUGUGCUCAUUCUGACAAUUCAAACAAUGCAAAACUAAAGUAAAUGAAUAUUCUUCCCUCUCCCUCUUUCCAUACCUUUUCCAUACAUCUACACAUAGGUAUUUUUUUUAAUGUAUAAGAGCAUAUCUAUUAUUUGGCAAUUUGCUUUUUUUUUUUGACUUAUCAAUAAAACAUACUUUAAUGUGCUGUUAUAUGCAUUAUUAAAUUAAGUAAAAAAUCACAGUGGUCAUCUUUGGGGAGAAAGGCUUUUAUUCUGUACUUUUCUGUACUGUUGGAAUUUUCUGGCUAUGUAAUAAGUGUUAUUUUCUUUUUAAUGUCCAAAGAGAUGAUCUUGUGGUGCAGUUAUACACUGUUUUGUAUGUUUGUUUUUUUGUUAUAUUUCCCUAUACUAAAAAAUUCCCAUAAAUGUUUAAAUUAUCCUUUGUCAUGCAGAAAAUUUUCAUCUUAAGGGAGUCAAGUUUAUUUUUCCUUAUGAUUUGUGAUUUUUUAGUCUUAUUUUUGAAGUUUUUCCCUACACUGCUGAAUAACAUUUUUUUCCUAAAAAUUUUGCUGCUUUGCUCUUCACCUUAAGUCUAAUCUACCUGGAAUUUAUUUUUAUAUACAAUGUGUGAUUUGGUAUAAUUGUAUUUUUUUUAUACUGAUCUCCAGUUUCCUCAGAACCUAUUUAUAGUAUCUCUGCUAUAUUCCAAGUUCCUUUGUAAAUGUGUAGGCUCUCUGUUCUGUUCCACUGUUCUGUUUGUCUAUUCCUACACCAGUAUCACACUUUUGUAACUACUGUGGCUUAACAGGUUUUGAUAACUGGUAAAGUCAGUGCCCUCCUUCACUUUCCUCUUUUUCCUUCAAAGUUGUCUAGGCUAUUCUUAGCCCUUCAUUCUCUUUUAGAAUCAGCUUGUCAGUUUUCAUCAAAGCAUUUUAAGCAGGGAUGUGUCCUGAUCUAAUACUUAUUUUUAAAAUAUGACUCUCACCCAUUAGAAGCCUGUUACAGUAGUCCAGAUAAGAGAUAAUGAAUGGCUUGGACUAGGAGGAUGACAGUGGAGAUAAAAAGAAGUGGACAGAGUCAAGGUGUAUUUUGUGGGUAGAUAGGACAAGACUUACCAAAAAAAUUGAAUAUGGGAGUUGGGGAAAGGAAAGAUUCAAAGAUAAACUUGGUUUAGGUUAUUGCUGGGUGGACGAUGGUGCUAUUUAUUUAGAGAGAGCACAAAGACUAUGUGGGAAAUAUUGGCUUGGGGAAGGCGAAUCAAGAGUGCUGUUUUGAACAUGUUAAGUUUAAAAUACCUACUAGACAUUCAAAUGUGAAAUUUUUAGUAGGCAAUUGGAUAUACAAGUCUGGAUCUCAGAGGAGAGAGGUCAGGGUUAGAGUUGUGAAUUUUGGGAGACACUAGCAAAUCAGUAAUACUUAAAGUGAUAAGAAUGGGUGAACUCACCUAACUAGAGAAUGUGGAUGGAGAAUAGAAGAAGGUUUAAGACUCAUCUUGGGAUAUUUCAAUCUUUAGAUGUUGAAUAGAGAAGGAAGAACCUGGUGUCUUGGAAUUUAAGAAAGGGUAGUGUAUGAAGGAAGUAAUGGUCAGCUGUGCCAAAUGCUAUUUUUUUUUUUUAUUUGAGAGAGAAUGAGAGAGAGAGAGCACACGAGAGGGGGGAGGGUCCGAGGGAGAAGCAGACUCCCCGCUGAGCAGGGAGCCCGAUGCGGGGCUCCAUCCUGGGACUCCAGGAUCAUGACCUGAGCCGAAGGCAGUCGCUUAACCAACUGAGCCACCCAGGCACCCCUGUGCCAAAUGCUAUUGACAGGCUAAGCAAGCAGAGAAAUGUCUGUUAGAUUUGGCAACAUGGAACUCAUUGGUCACUUUAACUAGGGGAAUUUCGAGAGAAUGGAGGGAAGCCAGGCUGGUUUGGGAUGAAAAGGGAAUAAUAUGUGAGGGAGAAGAACUAGUGAAGGUAAGACCUUUCCUGAGAAAUGUGGCCAUAAAAGAGAACACAGAAGUGGAAUAUUAGUUGGGGGAUAUAAUGUGGGAUCAAGAACAAGUUUUUAGUGGGUUUAAGAUUUUAUUUAUUUAUUUAUUUUUAUUUAAUUAAUUUAUUUAUUUGACAGAGAGCACAAGCAGGGGGAGGAUUAGAGGGAGAGGGAGAAGCAGGCUCUCCAUUGAGCAUGACCUGAGCCAAAGGCAGACACUUAACUGACUGAGCCACCCAGGCACCCCAAGAACAAGUUUUUUAAAGACACAAUAUACUAGAACAUAUUUGUAUGCUGAUGAUAAUUAUUUGGUAAGGAGAGAAAAUAUAUAAUUAUGUACUUCUUUGGCUUUUAAAAAUAAUUCAGUUAUUUAUUAUAUGGGUAAUAUAAUUAUUGUACAGUGAAAAGUGAGUCUUGACCACCCCCUUCCCUGGCCCUGACCCAGUUCUCCUAAAGACAAUCACUAUUACCAAUAUCUUGGAUAACUUUCCAGAAAUAUUCUCUACAUAUAUCACUUAUUUUAUAAUUUUUUUUAUUAAUGGCAGUAUAUAAAUAUAUACAAGAGUAGAGACAACAGAAUAAUGAACUCCCAUCACCCUACCUCAGCUGGUAUUGUCAAUUCAUGGCCAGUCUUCUUUCUUCUGUACCUCACCUAACUUCUACCCACGCCUAACCCCCUGCACUGUUUAUUUUGAAGCAAAUCCCUGUCAUAUGAUUUAACCCAUAUAUAUUUUAAUGUAUAUAUCUUCAAAAGAGAACUCUUUUAAAAAUAAUAAUCACUUAUAAACCUAAAAAUAUUUGUUUAUUUAUUUAUUUAUUUAUUUAUUUUAAAGAUUUUAUUUAUUUAUUUGAGACAGAGAGAAUGAGAGACCGAGAGCAUGAGAGGGAGGAGGGUCAGAGGGAGAAGCAGACUCCCUGCCGAGCAGGGGGCCCAAUGCGGGACUCGAUCCCGGGACUCAACCUAAAAAUAUUUAAUAGUAAUUUCUUGAUAUCAUCAAAUAUGCACCCAGUUUUCUCAUUUCACCAACUGUCCUAUAAAAUUUUUCUGAUUCAGGAUCUAUGUAAGGCCUACUGUAAUUGGUUGAUAUUUGUCUUUUAAAAAAAAUUUUAAUUCCAGUAUAGUUAACAUACAGUGUUACAUUCAUUUCAGGUAUACAAUAUGGGGAUUCAACAAUUUCAUGCCUCACCCGUGCUCAUCUCGGCAAUUACACUCCUUAAUCCCCAUCACCUGUUUCAUCCCUCUGGCAACCAUCAGUUCUCAAUAGUUAAAGAGUGUUUCUUGGCUUGUCUGUGUUUUUUUGUUUUUUCUCUGCUCAUUUGUUUUGUUUCUUAAAUUUCACAUAUGAGUGAAAUCAUAGGUAUUUGUCUUUUGUUGACUUACUUCACUUAGCAUUAUACAGUUGAUACUUGUCUUAAAUAUUGUUUGAGCCAUAGGUUUCCCCUUCUUUUUUUCCUUGCAUUUUCUAUUGUUCUUAAAGAAACUAGGCCAUUUGUCCUGAAUAGUUUCUUACAAUCUGGAUUUUGCUCAUUAAAUUCCUAAGAUGUUUAACAUUUUCCCCAGUUCUUGUUCCUAUGAAUUGCUACUUAAGUGAAGCUUGAUUUGAUUCAGGUUUGUUUGUUUUUGUGCAAGACUACUUCAUAGGUGAGAGUAUACUGUCAUGAAGUGUAUAAUUAUCUGGUGUUCUUUUUGUGACAUCAGCUAUUAAACAUGACUAUGUAAAGUCCACUAAUUCAUUAGGGAUUGCAAAAUGAUAAUUUUCUAUCUUUCAUUUUUAUUAGUUGUAAGUUGUAUAUAAAAAGACAUUUCCUAUCGGGCGCCUGGGUGGCUCAGUCGUUAAGCGUCUGCCUUCGGCUCAGGUCAUGAUCCCGGGGUCCUGGGAUUUUCUUAGCAUCCUCUAAAGGUAACCAAUAAGAGAGUUGUUUUGUUUUCUUAGUGUCAUUAUAAAUUCAUGGAUUUAAGUGUUUUUGGUGUGUUCUAAUCUACUAUAGUUAUUAUCAUAAUUGCUGUUGAACUUGUCCCUACUUUGGCUAGUGGGAAAUCUUUCAGGCUGACUCUUGAGGCUUUUUUUCAGUUUUACUUAUUUGAAACUCUUUCAUCAUCCCUAUAAAUAAGCUUUAUUAAAGAUUAUGAAUUCAGUUUCCAAGUGAGCUAUAAAUGGUUUUCCAUACAGAGAUUAUUUACUUGAUUUGUUAUUUUCAUGAGCAAAACGUGUUUUGACCCAUUAGGGUUAUGUAGCUUAUAUAUUAAAAUAGGAAGAUUAUUCUGUUUUUUGUGGGUUUUUUUUUGAAGAUUUUACUUAUUUAUUUGAGAGAGAGAGACUGAGAUAGCGAGAGAGAGCACAAGCAGGGAGGAGAGGGAGAAGAAGCCUCCCCGCUGAGCGGGGAGCCCGAUAUGGGACUCGAUCCCAGGACCCUCGGAUCAUGACCUGAGCCGAAGGCAGACGCUUAACCAACUGAGCCACCCAGGCGCCCCUAUUCUGUUGUUCUUGACAUCUUUGAUGUGCAAUGUUUGAUUAGAUCUCUGAUCUGUUUGUCUUCACUGUCUUUAUAAACACUGAGACUGCAUAAUCUCUUAAGACCUUGCACUUCAUAUGAAUCAUAAAAGAAUAUCUGUCACUGUGGCAGUUUAUCAUUUGAAUGAUAAUUCCAGUUCCUUUAAAAAUAUUAAAAUGUCUGCCCUUCAAAACAGCGGGGAAAGGCAUGAGAAAUGCUUCAGGGCACUGAUAGAAAUUAUAAUUGACCGUAGCUUUUGUCCCAUGGUAACACAUUCUUAGGGUACCAGACCAUUGCAUACAAUAGGACUACCAAUAUGCUGCCCUCAAAGUCAGGAAAAAAAUUUUUUGAGAUAUAAUUCAUAUACUAUAAAAUUUAAUGUAUAUAAUCUAGUGCCACUUAGUUCAUUGCGCAACCAUUACCAUUAGUAGUUCCAGAACAUUUUUAUCAGCCCCAAAGGAAACCCUGUACCCGUUAGGCAGUCACUUUUCAUUUCCAGCUUUCCCGAGCCCCUGGCAACCACUAAUUUGCUUUCUGUCUCUAUGGAUUUGCCUGCUCUGGAUAUUCCAUAUAAAUAGAAUCAUACAAUAUAUGGCCUUUUAUAUCUGGCUCCUUUCACUUAGCAUGGUAUUUUUAAGGUUCAUCCAUAUUUUAUCAUGUAUGGGUACUUCAUUUCUUUUUUUUUUUAAUAGAAUUUAUUUUUUAAAACAUUUUUAGGUUUAUAGAAAGCUGAGCAGAGAGUACAGAGAGUUCUAUAAAAGCUCCCUCUUCCCCCCUCAUACUUUCCCCAUAUCUCCCCUAUUAUUAAUAUCUUGCAUUUGUGUGGUGCAUUUGUUAUGAUUGAUGAACCGAUACCAAUAUAUUAUUAUUAACUGAAGUCUGUUGUUUACAUUAAGAUUCACUCUUUGUGUUGUUUGAUUCUGUGGAUUUUGACAAAUGUAUAGUGUCAUGUGUAUACCAUUACAGUAUCAAACAGAAUAGUUUCACUGCCCUAAAUAUCCUCUGUGCUCCAUCUGUUCAUCCUUCCCUUUCUACUUAACCCCUAACAACUACUCAUCUUUUUACUACUACUUUCUACAGAAUGUCAUACAGUUGUAAUCAUUUAAUAUGUAAUCUCUGGCAACCAGUAACUUUUUUUUUUUUUAAGAUUUAUUUAUUUGAGAAAGAGAGCAUGAACGCAUGCAAGGGGGCAAGGGGGGAGGGGCGGAGGGAGAGGAAGGAGAGAAUCCCCCCCCCCCCCCCCACCCACCAGCAGGCUCCUGGCUGAGCAGAGUCCAACACAGGGCUGCAAGGCUGAAUCACAGGACCCUGAGAUCUCGACCUGAGCCAAAAUCAAGAGGUGGAUGUAUAACCGACUGAGCCACCCAGAAUUGGUGGAGUCUCUUUCAUUGCAGGGAUCUUAUGCUGGAAAAAUUCAUUCCAUUGGUGAUGCCUUCAGAAAUUUUAAAAACCUCCGAUCCUUAGAUUUAUCAAGAAAUUUGAUCACAAGCCUGAAGGGCAUCCAGUACUUAUGCUCACUCCAAGACCUGAAUUUAUAUUAUAACAACAUUCCUUCAUUAGUGGAGGUGUCCCGCCUACAGCCUUUACCCUUCCUCAAAGAACUAGAUUUGAGACUCAAUCCUGUUGUCAGGAAAGAUACAGAUUAUAGGCUCUUUGCUGUGUACACGCUACAAACUCUGGAGAAACUGGAUGACCGAGCUGUGCGAGAAAGUGAGAGAAAAGCUGCCAAGCUGCAUUUUAGUCAGUUGGGCAACAGUGAAAAUUUUCUUUUAGAGGUGGAAAAAAGCUCUAGGGAGAAGACAAUGAAAAACUUUGUGACAGAUGAGAGCUGUGCAUCAAAAGUCAGUGCCGAUGUUGAUAACAGAAUUGAAACUGACUCAAACAAAGGACUUUUUAUUCCCUUCCCCAACCGGGAAAUAAAGGAUUCCCUAAUGAGUACUUCUGCAACCCAGGGCAAUGGUAUACCAGAUCAGAAAUUAGACACUUGCCCACUGGGAACACAGGAAGUGGCAAGAAGGGAGAUCCCAAGUGACAAUCACCAGGAAGAUGAAUUUAGACACUACUCUCCUCGUCAGUCCACGGUCCGAUCCCCAGAGAAGAUGUCUCGAGAAGGCUACCGACUAUCUUUUUUGGACAAUAAGUCUUCAGGUUCUUCUCCAGAAAAGGAUUUGAUACUAAAAUCUGAUACUUACCAGCUUACCCAUGAUGUCUCAUUGGGUAAACGUCUGGAUGUGGGUGAUUCUAGCCAGAUCCAUCCCUUUCAGUUACCUGCAGAUGUUGGUCUAGAAAAUUAUGAUAGUCAUUAUUCUCACAAUCUAUCCCUGCAUGGAAGUCUUGGAAAAAGGCCUCAGAGAAGCAAGAACUACCGAGAAUAUAGCAUAAAGCCUUCAAAUGACAUGAAGGCCAGCGCAUCUCAUUCCUGUGGAGACUUACUGACUUCUCUGUCAAACCCUGACUCUGGCACCGGAAGGCUUUUGAAGCUUAGUUCAGAUCUGUAUGCCACAACCCAUUUCAACAGUGACCCUGCUCUGCUGGUAAAUGUAGAGCAACAAUUAUCUACCAGUCUCAGUGACUUAACACCAGCACCUGGCUCUUUGCCAAACAACUCUGCCCUGGGAGACUCUCUACGGACACGGCUGUUGCCUACUGGGACCUCAGAACACAGAGAGAAUCUGACCAAGAGGUCAUUAAGCCCAUCGAGGAGAGGAUUCAAACGGAAGGACAAUAUCCCUGCCACCCUGAAUCCAAAGAUUGGUUUCAGAGAUGCUACGGGAAGCGAGCCUCUUUCUAGUGACCUGGGCAGUUUGCAUGGUUUGCCAGGAAACCACAGUCCCCCGAUCUCUGCCAGAACCUCCCAUGUGGCCACUGUCCUCAGACAGCUUUUGGAGCUUGUGGAUAAGCACUGGAAUGGCUCUGGCUCUCUCCUUCUUAACAAGAAGUUUCUCGCUUUUAAGAUUGGCCCGUGUGCCCAACCUGAAUUUUUGGCAGGUCCUGCCCGAGAUUUACUUCUGACUUUGGUAGUCCCUGCUCCUUCCCAGCAGUGGUGUCACUCACAUCCUGAAGAUAUGUCAAAAACCUUCCGCAGGAGAGAGAUGGAACUGAAGGAAGCUGGGCAUGUGGUCCCUAAUGACAUGGAAAGUUUGAAGCAAAAACUGGUCAGAGUGCUAGAAGAAAACCUCAUUUUGUCAGAAAAAAUCAAGCACUUGGAGGAAGGUGCUGCUACCUUGAUUGUGAGUGGGCACCAGUCACACACCUAUGAUGAUCUUCUGUGCAAAAACCAACAGCUGAACAUGCAGGUGGCUUGCCUGAACCAGGAGCUUGCCCCGCUGAAAAAGCUGGAGGAGACAGUGGCCCUUCUCCAUGAAAGUCAGAGAUCCCUGGUGGUAACUAAUGAGUAUCUGCUGCAGCAGCUGAAUAAAGAGCAAAAAGGUUAUUCUGGGAAAGCACUCCUGCCUCCUGAGAAGAGUCAUCAUCUGGGGAGAUUGUCACCCUUGGGGAAAAGCACGCUGUCUUCCUCCUCACCAGUGGCACAUGACACGGGAUACGGAUUAGGGUGGUCGGCGCCCGCGUCUCUUACCUGCUUCUACUUCGUGGCUGUUUCUGCAGUGCGUGUUCGAUGGACAGAAGGACGCAAGAACGGACCGACAGACGCGGGAGACCAGGCGGCUCCAAAGCUCUGCUCCCUGCCGGCUUCGGGGCGGGACUGCAGCCCGGGCGGUUCCGCCGUAUUAUCCCCUGUUUCUCGGUCUCCAUAG